Molecule: messenger RNA, 2469 nt
Organism: Rubroshorea leprosula
Lineage: Eukaryota; Viridiplantae; Streptophyta; Magnoliopsida; Malvales; Dipterocarpaceae
Source: the annotation of a GenBank genome assembly
CUCUUCGCCGCCUUGCUUGCGCUCACAGGGAACUUUUCCCAUUUCUCCUAAUUCACAAAAUUCCAUGAAACCAAACCAACCAACCUCAACAGAGGUUACAUAUUUUCUCUCGUUUUCUCUAGAACCAAACAAUCCAUCAUGGACUCCGCGCCUGUCAACUGGGAAGCCCUCGACGCUCUAAUCAUCGAUUUCGCCAAAUCAGAGAACUUAAUCGAGGACUCAUUCUCCUCCUCCCCGUCUCCACCGUCGUCUCCAUCUUUCUCCUCCUCAUCUUACCAUUCCAGACUGAUCAUCCGCCAGAUCAGGCGGUCGGUAGAGGCCGGUGACAUUGAUGCCGCUGUCGAUCUUCUCCGAACGCACGCUCCUUCUAUUCUCGACAAUCGUCACCUUCUCUUCCGGUUGCAGAAACAGAAAUUUAUUGAGCUGUUGAGGAGGGGAACUGUAGAGGAUCGUGACUCUGCAAUUAAUUUCACGAGGACGUCUCUCGCUCCUUGUGCUCUUGAUGCCUAUCCGGAAGCCUACGAGGAAUUCAAGCAUGUACUUCUUGCCUUCAUAUAUGAUAAAGAUGAUCAAACUUCUCCUGUGGCAAAUGAGUGGAGAGAGAAGAGGAGAUAUGAAAUUGCUGGACUAAUGUCUUCUGUUCUAAGAGUUCAUUUACAUGCAUAUGAUCCAGUUUUUUCAAUGACAUUGAGAUAUUUGAUAAGCAUACAUAAAAUAUUCUGCUUUCGACAAGGAAUUGUGUCACCCAUUUCAGAUCUUACGAAGAGGCAAAUGGAUGGCUUUGAAACCAUUGAACCUUUUUGUGUUGAUUUUCAAAUGCAGGUUGAUAUACAGGCUCUUGCACAUGCAGUAGAGCUUACAAGACAGGGGGCUAUUGAUAGCUUGAGAUUUGCCAAGGGUGAUUUAUUUCAGGCAUUUCAGAAUGAACUAUGUCGGAUGAGGUUGGAUGUUUCCACUCUUGAUGAACUCGUUCACGAGUAUUGUGUUUACAGGGGAAUUGUGGAAUCUAGUCUUGCUUACCCUUCUGGGAGGCAAACCACUUCUGAAAGUUUAAAAGCUAAUCAAGCAGAGCCUGUGCCUGGGUGUUGUUCAUCAAGAAACUCAACUCUUGAAGUGGAUUGUAGUGCCAUUAAGCAAUCAGAUGGGGAACAUUCUGCUAGUGAUACUAAGUCUGAGGUCUCACCAGAAAAUACUACUGAUGUGACUAGCCAUCCUGUAAGUGAUUCUGAAAUAAGAUAUGCUUGUGAGCCAGCCAGCAACAUUGAAGAUUGUAGUACUAGUGGAUUGCCUCAGCCUGGAAAUUCAAGUCUGAAAAGCAGAGCCCAUGGAAUUGGAGAAAGGAAUAAACGGAAGCGCUGGAGGGGAAGACAUGAUGAAUUCAGCGGUACUCCUAAUGUUUCCUCUAGAGGCUGCAGUAAGCAAGAAAGCACAGCAACCUCAACGACCAGCAUAAAUAUAUCAAAGGAACAACAGGCCAUGGAAAAUGUCCAGAGGGAAGAUAAAUAUGAAAUUGUUCUGGGGUUGAAGGAUCUAGCUAGCCAGGGAAUGGCUGCCGAGGUUGUGGAGGAAAUUAAUGCUAUGGAACCCAACUUUUUUGUGCAAAAUCCUAUUCUGCUAUUCCAACUUAAGCAGGUUGAAUUUCUAAAACUGGUCAGUGCUGGUGAUCAUUCUGGUGCUUUAAGGGUUGCAUCCUCCCACUUGGGUCCGUUGGCAGCAAAAGACCCUGCUUUGCUAAAGCCCCUGAAGGAGACAUUGUUGGCUCUACUUCAACCUAAUGAGGAUGCGUUAAGAAGAGGCCUGCCUUUAAAUGUACUUGCCACGUCAAUUCAGGUUGCUGUUGGUAAGAAAAUUGGUAUCGAUGAACCUCUACUCAUGAGGAUAAUGAGAGCAACCCUUCACACGCAUACUGAAUGGUUUAAACUCCAAAUGUGUAAAGAUCGCUUUGAGAGUCUCCUUAGAAUAGAUUCACUGAAGGAAAACAAUGCUGCUGUGCUUGUUUCUGCUGCCACGACAAAAUCAAAUGCUGAUAGUUGCAGCCUUGGAUCUUCACAAGUUAUUAUCUCCUCGAGUACCCGGACAUCAGAAGAUGGGAGUAGUCCUAAUCAAUCAUUUACCUCCGAUGUUUGUGAUGAGAACGCCAUACUUAAAGUAAUGGAAUUUCUUGCUUUGCCGAGAGCUGAUGCUAUUCAUCUCCUUGCGCAAUACAAUGGAAAUGCUGAGACAGUAAUCCAGCAAAUAUUUACAUAGUUUUAUUUACACUUUACCCAUAGCAAAAGUGUUUUUUCUUUUUUCAAUAUAUUAAUCAUUGAAUUUAUUCAAUUUGUAUCAUAUGUAUAUAUAAAACCUUCCGAAGGGGAAGCUUGCUACUUUACAAAGGCUCUGCCCUUCGUUGGUUUUCUGUAUGAUAGCAUUGUGCUUCUAUCAUUUCCAGGAAAAGGUCAUUGUUAAUAAUAAAUAAUAAAUUUGAUG